CAGAGACCGAGCGAAUGGAGGAGUUCCGCCCCUCUCCUCUUCCCAGUAUGAGGGUCAACGCACCCGAGUUUGACUACUUGCGCAAGCCGCCCACCCUUCGCCGAUCAACCGACCCCUCUCCAGCAUCCCCCACCUCGCCAUCUUGGUCGACUCCCACGCUUCCAUAUCGCCCUCGCGCCUCCUCCCCGCUGUCUACGCUUCAUGUGAGGUCGAGGUCUGCAGUAAACCUAGCACCACCCAUGGCGCGCACUCAGUCUAUGCCCGGCGUAAACGGGUCCGGUCAUCUUCUCUUUUCACCACAUAUCCGGCCACAAAGCCCUGCUCAGUCGCCGAGCCGGGUCCGUCCUUUGCGCAAACCAGUCGACGAAGUUUUCCCUUCCUCGCCAACUCGUGUCUCGGUCCAUGACCUUGAAAGGCAGCUUUCCGAGAGAAACAGCUCGCCAAACCUAACCCUUGGGUCAACAUCUACAGUAACUUCAACGGCCCGACUACGACGACCUUCUUCACCUUUACGGCUUGUUCAUCAUGCCAGCACCGCAUCGUUGUCAUCCGUACCAUCAACUCCUACUUCAAUCGCAUCGUCGCCAUCCUACCGAGCUUACGACUCAUUUUCCAGCAACUAUUACACAACCUCCAUGCCUUCAACACCUACUUCCAUGAGAUCCAGGAGCCCCAGUAUUUCCAGUCUUGAAACCAUCCCAGACACCCCAGAUGCCGAGGAGGCCGCUCUAGAAGCCGAGAGAAUCGCGCAGCUGAAGGCCGAAGCGGAGGCGGCGGAAGGUGGCGGUGAUAUCAAAAGCAAAGCGAAUGCGGAUGCUUUGUCGCGAGGCAGGACUUUAGGGUUUGUGUCCAGAGACAAGCGGAAGCGGUGGAGUGUCUGCGGUGCGGAGAGGAGACAGGAUCUCGAUUUGGAGACUAUUUGGGAGGAUUAAACCUUUCGGACCUGUUAGUGGUGUGUUUCUCUUGGUCCGGUACAGUACCAAGAAACGACGUCCGUCACAGUAGCGACACCCAGACAGGCAGAUGCGCCCGGUGUUCCCGAUCUGGGUACGAGGACGAGGUUUUUCUUGUUUGCAUACUGGGCGGCGGCUUUUUUCCAGUCUUUUAUCCUUUUUUUUUACCAAGCAUAUCGGCAUCGAACUCUUUCAACCAUUGGGAAAUAUUGGCGGCGUUUGGUGGGGAUGGAAUUAUUUCCUUCGAUACCCUCUCUGCAUGGGUGUCCGACAGUCGAAGGACGGACGCCUAUGGCAGCAGCCGUUCUUGUGCGUUGGGUAAAGCAAAGCACUUUGCGAUGAAUGUGGUGUGGGUUUCGUUUUCAGCCAUCAUCAUGACUGAGGUCAAUCUGUCGUUGUUUUUUUUUGCGGCCUUCUUUUUCUUUCGCUCGUUUCGUUUAGCGACUACUGGUUGGGGCCUUGGAAUGGAGUUGGACUGUAUGUUACCAUCGGAUUUCCCUACGGCUUGAAUAAGUUAGUCAUAAGCGCUCUAAAGGAUUCGCCUAGCCUUCUUCAUAUCAUUAUCAAAAUGGAUUGUGAUUUGUUGUG
This is a messenger RNA of Neurospora crassa OR74A, 1541 nucleotides long. RefSeq lists its product as hypothetical. The coding region runs from base 15 to 932 and encodes 305 amino acids. The record is from RefSeq and is a predicted model, not a curated record. NCBI's taxonomy places the organism in Eukaryota, Fungi, Ascomycota, Sordariomycetes, Sordariales, Sordariaceae. The transcript has a single exon.